AUGCAAGUUCGCCCCCAUUGCAAGUCUGCCCCAUUGCAAGUCUGCCCCAUUGCAAAGUCUGGCCCCAUUGCAGUUCCCGCCCCCAUUGCAAGUUCGCCCCAUUGCAAGCUCCGCCCCAUUGCAAGUUUGCCCCCAUUGCAAGCUCCGCCCCAUUGCAAGCUCCGCCCCCAUUGCAAGUCUGCCCCCCACGUGCCUCCGCCCCCCCUGAGAUCGCCCCCAUCUGCAAGCCUGCCCCCAUUGCAAGUUCGCCCCAUUGCAAGUCUGCCCCCAUUGCAAGCCUGCCCCUGCUGCAAGUCUGCCCCCGCUGCAAGUCUGCCCCAUUGCAAGUUCUCCGCCCCCCUGCCAAGCUCCGUCUGCCCCUAUUGCAAGUUCGCCCCUACUGCAAGACUGCCCCUACUGCAAGAUCCGCCCCUACUGCAAGUUCUGCCCCAUUGUAAGUCUGCCCCCAUUGUAGUCUGCCCCACUGCAAGUCUUCGCCCCUUGCUUGCCUGCCCCUGCUGCAAGUCUGCCCCUGUUGCAACCGCCCUGCUGUGCCUGCCCCUGCUGCAAGUCCGCCCCUACUGCAAGCUCCACCCCCUGCUGCAAGCCUCCGUCUCUGCUGCAAGCCUGCCCCUGCUGUGUCUGCCCUGCUGCAAGUUCGCCCCUGCUGCAAGCUCCGCCCCUGUUGCAAGCUCCGCCCCCGCUGCAAAGUCUGCCCCUGCUGUGUCUGCCCCCGUUGCAAGUCUGCCCCGUUGCAAGUUCGCCCCUGCUGCAAAGUUCCCCCUGUUGCAAGUCUGCCCCUGCUGUGCUCCGCCCUGCUGUGCCUGCCCCCUGCUCCGCCCCGUUUCAAGCCUGCCCUGCUGUGCUCCGCCCCUGCUGUGUCUGCCCCUGCUGCAACUGCCCCCGCGUGUCUGCCCCGUUGCAAGCUCUGCCCCUGCUGCAAGCCCGCCCCCUGCAAGUCUGCCCCUGAUGUCCGCCCCAUUGCAAGUCUGCCCCAUUGCAAGUCUGCCCCAUUGCAAGCCUGGCCCCAUUGCAGCUCCGCCCCAUUGCAAGUCUGCCCCCAUUGCGAGUUCUGCCCCAUUGCAAGUUUCCGCUCCCCAUUGCAAGUCUGCCCCAUUGCAAAGCCCGCCCCAUUGCAAGUUUCGCCCCAUUGCAAGUCUGCCCCCAUUGCAGGUUCGCCCCAUUGCAAGUCAGCCCUGCCAGCAAGCCUCGUCCCAGCAGGUCUGUCCCAUAGCAGAUCUUCAUCCCAUAGCAG
This is a messenger RNA of Homarus americanus (American lobster), 1234 nucleotides long. RefSeq names its product proline-rich protein 36-like. The annotation marks the transcript as partial. The record is from RefSeq and is a predicted model, not a curated record. The transcript has 3 exons. Lineage: Eukaryota; Metazoa; Arthropoda; Malacostraca; Decapoda; Nephropidae.